Myzus persicae (green peach aphid) is the source of this 2009-nucleotide messenger RNA. Its product is annotated as proclotting enzyme-like. NCBI's taxonomy places the organism in Eukaryota, Metazoa, Arthropoda, Insecta, Hemiptera, Aphididae. The record is from RefSeq and is a predicted model, not a curated record. Bases 67 to 477 code for a protein of 136 amino acids. The transcript is spliced from 3 exons.
ACGUUGGUUCUCAUUCGUUCAUUUAGUGUCGUCCAACGCGGAGCUGCAAUAUAGUAAUUGUUAGGUAUGUACGUCUCAUACAUUUUCUGCUAUGCUCUUCUCGUUGCAUUGGCCUCUUCGUCGACGUUCACUCCACCCGACAUAUUGUGGUUGGACGAAAAGGAAGUCUGCAAGAAAAGUUUAAUUUCGGGAAAAACUCACGUGUGCAAAGUAUUGGACGACUGUAAGACGGCCAUUCAGGACAUUAGGGACAACGUCAAGUAUCCGACCAUUUGCAGUUUUAAAGGAAAAAUGCCAGUGGUGUGCUGUGCACCGGAGACUGUGACCAGAGAAGAAAGACUAGCCAUAGAUGAACCCGUUCCGCAAAUUUUACCCGGAAUAACACUGCAUUUUGAUAGCUACAAAAAUGGAUUGGUCGAAGAUAAUCUCAUCACCUACUCCCGACCUCGUCGUCAAAUUGUGUCACGAAUCCGAUGAAACUCACGAACAACACGCGAACGCAAUAUAUUAUAUUUUACGAAUCGUAAUAACCACUCAACAGUGUGAAUUCGAUUCCAAACCAAAUCGCAGAUGACAUUGUGUCGGUAGAUUGCUGCUGCGGUCCACACAUCUAUUAUUAUUGUUGUCCUGGGACUCGACGACUCGUCGAGGAAAUAAAAAUCACAAGACAUGUCGGACGGCGAUCGUACGAUCAAUGAUAUCAUACGAUUAUAUUAUAUCGCGACGUCACGCCGGCUCUCCUCCACUCGACGGUCCACGGAUUUUAUCACUUUUUAGAAAAUACAAAAUAAGUAUGCGGCUGUGUUUAAUAAUAUUAUAACGUGCGAAUAUUGAAGGCCUCGUUAAGUCGCAUGGCAUUGCAUCAGUCACCGGCGAUGUUGCGCGAAAACGGCUGAAUUUUCGCGUCGACUAAUAUUAUAGUCCGGAUUUUUAUCACCACCUGUUUGCAUAUACUAUUGUUAUAAUACCUACUACGACGGAAGGUACUUCAAUAUAAAGUUCGAGUUAGUACCAAUAUAGAGUCACUAACGUUGAAAAUCUCAACCGCAGACCACUAUAACUAUACCAUAAUAUCGUCCACUGACGAUAUUAUAUUUUUGCGAAGCGAUUAUACUGUGAAGGGAAACCGGUCAAUAUAUUAUUAUAAUAUUAUAUCCACAGUAGUAUUAUGGUUUUUUGUUUUUUGUUUUUUUUUGAAAUUACGAUAAUAAUAAUAAUAUACAACACGUGUCUGUGUGGGACCGCAAUCUAUUGUAAUACAUGCGUGUAUAGGUAUUAUCGUUUCGAACUAACGCAGCUAGUUUCGACCACGGACUGAGAGUAAUCGACGAUUUGUUGCAAUUUACGCUCAUACAGUUUUAUGUUCAUAUCAUGUGGUACGAAAUGUAACUGAUAUUUUAUAAUAAUACUUUAGGUGUUCAGCAUAAUUGUUUUUAUUUUGAUGUUGCCGAGUUCGGCGAUUAUAGCUGAUACGGAACACAUUUUAUUGUUAUUAUGAUUGUGUGCUAUGUACGACUUCAACCGUGUUCUUAUUAGUCGUCGUGAUUGAAAUCCGAAACCUGUGCAACGAUAAUACCUAUCUAUAAGUAUGUAAUAUUAUUAUAUAUUAUAAUAUUAAGUAAACUACACCACCACCAUCCGUCUCUCAGCAGCAGCCCGGCCGACACAACUACACUUUUAUAAUAUGUAUACAUGUUCAAGUCUGCCGCUUUUGGUUUGAAAAUUGGUUUUUAUUAUUAUUUUUUUUUUUUUAUCAUGUGCUUAUAAUAAGCACAGUUAAACACAAAUCAAAUAUUUACACUUUAUAAGUGCAAAUAACGAUAUUUACGAGUAUGAUCUUCCAGUGAUUUAUGUAAUCGCUAUUUUUCAUUUUUUUUUUUUUAAAUUAAUGUUUUUAUUGUAACAAUAAGUAAAAUAUCUAGUCAUUUUUGCUUUAUAAGCUAAUUAAAAAUAGUACUUAUAUACUUUGUUUUCAAACAAAAAUAAAGACAAGUGUUAUAAUAAUUAUA